Messenger RNA from Aureobasidium melanogenum CBS 110374, 1800 nucleotides. RefSeq lists its product as uncharacterized. Lineage: Eukaryota; Fungi; Ascomycota; Dothideomycetes; Dothideales; Saccotheciaceae. The transcript is spliced from 2 exons. Bases 1 to 1800 code for a protein of 599 amino acids. The record is from RefSeq and is a predicted model, not a curated record.
AUGACGAGCUCGAUCAGAGCAUCAACUCGUGCCUCGUCUCGCAUAUCACACGAAUCACGCUCAGAUAGCGCAUCGGAACGAAGAUAUGGAUAUCGGUUCCUGAAGCGCUCUGCACAAAGAGUCACGACUACCACGCUCGACGCUUUCUGGAUCGUGGAGAUCAUUGGCGUCAUCGCGAGCAUUGCUUGCUUGACAGCGAUCAUGGUCAUUCUCUCCAUGCAUGACGGGCAGCCAUUCUCAAGCUGGACUUUCUACCUCUCACUCAACGCUGUGGUCUCUAUCCUCGCAACAGCAUCGAAGACGACUGUUUUGCUUGCUGUCGCAGCGGCAGUCAGCCAAGGCAAAUGGAACUUGUUCAAAGAGGACCCACACCCGAUUGAUCUAUUCCAGGCUAUUGACCAGGCUAGCAGAGGUGGCAUGGGAAGUUUGCGAGCCAUCUGGAACAGGAACGUAGGGUUCACUGUAUCGUUUGGAUCCUGCCUUAUUGUCAUGAGUCUCGUCUUUCAACCAAUGAUCCAAGCUACCAUCAGCAACUAUGGAGCUUUGAGUGAUGAUGGGCCACAGGCGGUUGUAGGCAGUACCAGCAACCUUACUGGUGGGUACUUAUACCUCUGUAAGGGCUCCUUCUUGACCUCACAGCGUCCAAAACUGACACUUCGCAUAGCAAAAAAUCUGAGCGGACCUUCAUACGUAUUACUCCGCACGCACGCAAGUUCUGGCCUACAAACCGCUAUCGCCGCUGGUUUCGCAGCGUCGCAACAAUCCAAGGCCAUUCAGCUUGAGUGGACCUGUCAGACUGGUAAUUGCACAUGGCCGCUUUACAGUUCACUGGCGGUCUGCAGUGAGUGCCAUGAUGUCUCAAAACUCCUCGUACGCCGCAAUAAGACUGGAUGGCCUCAAGCAUACAAAGACACAGGUGAUCUUGGAACACCGAGUAGCAAUGCUCAAACAAGGAUUACGCAAUACUCCCUGGAUUACGCGGGCUUGACUAUCGAUAACUGGGACCACUAUCGCAAUGUGACUCCCGAACACGUUGACCAUCUAGCGACUGAAUACAUGGUCGUGGAGCCAUUGUCGGAGCCUAAUAUGACUGCCAAUUUCCAGGAUUACGAGUCUCUACUCGUAGCUUUUAAUGUAAUCAAAGCUAACGCCAGUUACUUGAGCAACCUCACAAUGUGGCAGGACGCACGACCAUCGGCGAGUGAGUGCGGACUAUUUCUAUGCUUGCAAGUCUAUAACACAUCCGUCAGAUCGGGACAACUAUUUGAGAACGUAGUCGCGACCACGAAAAGCAGACUUUCUUCAUCCUGGCACAGCACUGAGCCCGGUAUGCUAUCACGUUUUGGCCAAUCAGAUUCUGAAGAAUUGGAAUGGAGCCCGAUCUAUCAGCACACAUUCGAUUAUCGAACCGACUACCAGCUCAAUGCUUCAAAGCUUAAUAUAUCCACUGCAGAUGCAAAGGGACCGUUUAGUGCUACACAAAGCUUCUUGUUAAGUCUGAUAGGCUAUCUCCAAGGGUUCUUAAAGGUUGAAAGCGACAAUGAUGAUUAUGGCGAUCGCGCAAGUGUGGCGUAUGCUGAGCUUGCUGGUGUCAAGAUAUAUGGGACUUCGGCACUUCAAAGCCUCUUCCAAUCCACAAACUUGAACGAGACUUUUACAAACGUCGCCAACAGUAUAACAUCGUAUCUACGCAACACUGGCGAGCGUACUCAAACAACUCCUGCCAAGCGCUGGACCAUCUACUAUCGAGUACGAUGGGCAUUUCUCAUACUUCCUGUGUUUGUUAUUCUGGGUAAGUAA